AUGGCAAUGAAAGGCAUCAGCCUAGGCCUGCACCGUAUCUCGCGGGCCCUCGAGGGUGUCCCCCAAAAGUGGGAUGCUAUUCACGUCGCCGGCACAAAUGGUAAAGGCACCACUUGCACAUACCUAUCAGCCCUGUGCAAAUCUUUUGGCAUCUCAAACGGCCUCUUCACUUCACCCUACCUAAUUGAGCCGCGCGACGCCAUCAAGAUCAAUGGCACGCCCGUGGCCCAAGACGUCUACGCCGACGUCAACCGCAAGAUCCUCGCAGACGACCAGGCUCGCCUAUCACAGGAUGCCGCCCAGGAAGCCCUCAGCCUCUUCGAAGUGACCACCCUCAUCGCUUUUGGCGUCUUUAGCCGCGCUGAUGUGCAGAUGGGCAUCGUCGAGGUCGGUCUCGGCGGCCGCCUCGACUCCACAAACGCCCUCCGCCGCAAGAGCGUCACCGUUAUCACAAAGAUCGGCCUCGACCACCAGGCCUUCCUCGGCAACACCUUGCCCGAGAUCGCCAAGGAAAAGGCCGGCAUCAUGAUGGCCGGCGUGCCGUGCGUCGUCGACGGCAGCAACCCGCCCGAGGUCCUCGAGGUCUUCCGGCAACAUGCCGCCAGCGUCUCGGCGCCGCUGCACCUCACCACGAGCCAGCCCGGUCUGCUCGAGACUCUGUACGACUCGGAGCUAAUGCCGCAUCAGGCGCAGAACAUGGCGUGCGCCAUUGCGGCUUUCCAGCUCGCCUACCCGCACCUUGAUCUUUCUGUGGAAAAGGCCCUGCCGAUUCUAAAGGACGUCAGUCACCUGGGGAGGCUAUCGUGGUUGAACGUCGAGGCGAAGCAUCCGUCGCGGAAGGAAAAGCCCAUCCUCAUCGACGGUGCUCAUAACCCACAGUCAGCCGAGACGCUGUCCACAUACGUCGAGCGACGUCUGCGAGAAGCCGAUAAGCCUGUGACGUGGAUCGUGUCGGUAUCAAAGCAGGACGGAAAGGAUGCCGGCGGCAUGCUGCGCACGCUGCUCAGACCCGGAGACAACGUCGCCUGCGUGGGCUUUUCUCGCCGAGAGACGAUGCCCUGGGUCGAGCCUUUGCCGCUUGAGACCUUGAGGGAGAUGGCCUCGAACGCGGGCGCCAAAGAGGUGUUUGAAAGCAAAGAUGGUCUCGAAGAGGCUGCGAGAUGGGCUGUUGAGACCGCCAACGAUGGCCCGGUUGUCUUGACGGGGAGCCUUUACCUGGUUGGUGACGCAUAUAGAAUCUUGUCGUGA
Colletotrichum scovillei is the source of this 1248-nucleotide messenger RNA. RefSeq lists its product as uncharacterized. The transcript has a single exon. Gene Ontology annotation, biological process: folic acid-containing compound biosynthetic process. Gene Ontology annotation, molecular function: ATP binding; tetrahydrofolylpolyglutamate synthase activity; dihydrofolate synthase activity. NCBI's taxonomy places the organism in Eukaryota, Fungi, Ascomycota, Sordariomycetes, Glomerellales, Glomerellaceae. The coding region runs from base 1 to 1248 and encodes 415 amino acids. The record is from RefSeq and is a predicted model, not a curated record. Gene Ontology annotation, cellular component: mitochondrion; cytoplasm; cytosol.